GGCACUUCCUUCCCUGCUCACGUUCACUCCGCUCCUGCCUGUUUGGAAGCCUCAGACAUGUGUACUGGAAAGUGUGCGCGCUGCCUGGGGCUCUCCCUCAUCCCUCUCUCCCUGGUCUGCAUCGUGGCCAACGCCCUCCUGCUGGUACCUGAUGGGAAGACCACCUGGACGGACGGCAACCUCAGCUUGCAAGUUUGGCUCAUGGGUGGCUUCAUUGGAGGGGGCCUGAUGGUGCUGUGUCCAGGAAUUGCAGCGGUCCGGGCAGGGGGAAAGGGCUGCUGCGGUGCAGGUUGCUGUGGCAACCGCUGCAGGAUGCUGCGCUCCGUCUUCUCCUCCGCCUUUGGGGUGCUUGGCGCCAUCUACUGCCUGUCAGUGGCGGGAGCUGGGCUCCGAAUUGGACCCAAAUGCUUAAUAGACAACAAGUGGGACUACCACUUCCAAGAAACAGAAGGCGCUUACUUGCGAAAUGACACUCUUUGGAAUUUGUGUGAGGCGCCACCUCACGUGGUACCCUGGAAUGUGACACUCUUCUCAAUCCUGGUGGUCGCAUCAAGUCUGGAACUUGUGCUGUGUGGAAUUCAGCUGGUGAAUGCGACCUUUGGUGUGUUGUGUGGCGAUUGCAGGAAAAAGGAGGGUGCAGCUCACUGAGUCCCAUAGGCCACCCCUAAUACCUCAUUUCUGGAAGUCUGAGUGGUCACCCACUCCCUGGUUGGCUAGGGAAAAAAAAAAACAUGCACACUUUUAUCGUUCAGGCUCUUCCUUAGUGGAAUAAACCACCCUGAGCCCCUUCCCCCAGUUCUGGUUUAGCCUUUGGAAAGAGUGUACGUGGGCCUUCAGAGAUAUGUGUCUAGACUUGGGGCUUCUAUAUGUACCUCCCACUCUACCCACAACCCCCACCCCCUCUUGUUAUUCUCUUAACAACAACAACAUAGUUAUUGUUCUGGAAAUAAAAAUCUGUGCUCUCAAGGAAGCUAA
Messenger RNA from Mus musculus (house mouse), 975 nucleotides. RefSeq names its product transmembrane 4 superfamily member 5 (gene Tm4sf5). NCBI's taxonomy places the organism in Eukaryota, Metazoa, Chordata, Mammalia, Rodentia, Muridae. The coding region runs from base 58 to 648 and encodes 196 amino acids. Gene Ontology annotation, cellular component: membrane. The transcript has 5 exons. The record is from RefSeq and is marked validated.